AAAGGUUCGUCCCGGAUAAUAUCUCUGCCUUAUGUGGUAUACUGGAAUUUCACUUCACAGACUGUGAGUGAAGAUGGUAACUCUGAGGAAGCAGUAUGUCGUGGCCAGACCCGUGUACUCUGAGGACAGCUUUGCUGAAGAUCAUGAGAAAAUCUACAGGGUCCACAAAACCAUCUUGAACCACCUCAGAGACUAUUUUACCUGGGACUUACAGCGCACCAGGGACACAGCUCUCUCUCUUCUGCCCAUCAUUGGCUGGAUGAAAAUCUACAAAAUUAAAAAGUGGCUGAUUGGCGAUGUGGUGUCGGGGAUUAGCACCGGGCUAGUGGCCAUAAUGCAAGGUCUUGCUUUUGCUCUGCUGGCCUCACUGCCUCCAAGCUACGGACUCUAUGCAGCAUUCUUCCCCAUAGUAAUAUACUUUUUCCUUGGUACUUCAAGACACAUAUCUGUAGGACCCUUCCCCGUCCUGAGCCUCAUGAUUGGUGCUGUUGUGACCCGUCUGGUCCCGGAGGACCAGCCGCAUGCAAACUUCACAAGCUUCGAGGGCCUGACCCAGGACCAGCGCAGAGUCCUAGUGGCCUCCUCCGUGACCUUCCUCAUGGGGAUAUUCCAGCUUGCCAUGGGGAUUCUGCAGGUAGGCUUUAUUGUCGUGUACCUGUCAGACACUCUAAUAUCUGGCUUCACCACAGCGGCUGCCAUCCAAAUCCUGGUGUCGCAGCUCAAGUUCGUCUUGGGAUUGGUUGUUCCGGGGAUCAGCGGCCCGUUUGCCAUCAUAUAUACUCUUGAGAAAAUAUUCGUCCAGAUUACCUCCACGAACAUCUGUGACCUGGUUAUGUCUAUAGUGAUCAUGGUGGUGGUGUUCAUCGUGAAGGAUCUGAGUGACAGAUACAGAGCCCACCUGCCGGUUCCCAUCCCUGUAGAGGUUAUCAUGACUGUCAUAGCUUGUGGGGUGUCAUACGGCUUCAACUUUGAGAAGCGCUUUGGCAUUGAUGUUGUUGGAAAAAUGGUUAGUGGGUAUGAGAGUCCCAUCGCUCCCAGUGUGGAGGUCUGGCAGGACAGUGCUGUGGAUGCUUUUCCGAUUGCCAUAGUGGCUUUCGCUGUCGCCUUCUCUGUGGCCAAAGUCUACGCCAUCAAACAUGAUUACACCAUUGACGGCAACCAGGAGCUGAUCGCAUUUGGGGUUAGCAACAUUUUCGGUGCAAGUUUUAGGGCAUUUGCAGCCAGCACAGCACUCUCCAGAAGCGCUGUGCAGGAGAGCUCUGGAGGCAAAACACAGGUUGCCGGGCUGAUCUCGGCUUUGAUGGCGAUGAUCGUAACUCUGGCCCUUGGCUUCCUGCUGGAGCCUCUUCCCAAGUCUGUCCUGGGUGCCUUGGUUAUCGUCAACCUGAAGGGCAUGCUGAUGCAGUUAAGAGAAAUCCCACAACUGUGGAGGAGAGACAAACCAGAAUGUGUUGUGUGGGUGGGAACAUGCCUGGGUGCCACGUUGCUGGGACUGGAUAUUGGUCUGGCGGUGGGCUUGGGGCUGGAGCUGCUCACUGUUGUCUUCAGAAUUCAAUUUCCCUGUUGUUCCCUCUUGGCUAACAUCCCCGGCACCGAACUCUACAGGAAUCGCAAGGAUUACCUGCAUGUAGUGGAACCAAAUGGAGUGAAAGUUAUGAUGAUGUCCUCGCCCAUCUUCUUUGCCAACAUAGAGUUCUUCAGGGACAAGCUUGCACAGGCGGUUGGAUUUAACCCUUUGAGAGUUUUGAGGAAGAGGAACAAGGCCCUCAGGAAAAUCAAGAGACUGUCAAAGAAUAGGGACAAUGUGAUUAUGGAAAAAGGUUUGGUGGUGCAGACGUCUGACGGGUCUUACAAAAACCACGAGGAGUUCGAUCUGCCCUGUGACCUCAAGGACCUUCCCUUUCAGAUUGACUGGAACGCAGAGCUUCCCGCCAACAUCAGUGUUCCCAGAGUGGACAUCCACAGCCUGAUUCUGGACUUCUCUGCUGUCUCCUUUCUGGACAUAUCUGCCUUGAAGGGACUCAAAACUACACUCAAAGAGUUCAUCCGAAUUCAUGUGGAUGUUUACAUCGUGUCGUGCGAUGCGAACAUCCUUGAGAAACUGCACGGUUGUAUGUUCUUCGACGAUGAGAUUCAGACGUCCGUAUUCUUUCUGACUGUCCAUGACGCUAUGCUGCACGCACUGGACAAACACGCCGAGAACAAGCAUCAGCGCUACGUAAUGUCACAAACACGACUCUAGAGUGACACUCUCUAGGACAGCGAUUUCCAGGGAAAUCUGUUCAGAAGGUCAAAUGCUCCGCUACAGACAAAUUCUGAAACACUGCAGAUGGGUUUCCUCCAGAUGUCCACCAUUACCAUGCACUGUUUGUUUUUUUAUAACAUAUAAUAUAAUGUGUAUUAUUUCCUCCUUAGUUUUCCUCGAGUCAACAACAAGUAUAUGAUACAACUUGAUGAUCACAAAAGUUUGAGACACCUGUAUGGAUAGAAAGGACAGAAAUUAAUUUGUACCAGAAUGACUGGAAACUGGUUACAUUUUAUUGGAAAACAUAUAGCUCUUUGACAGAGGUCUAUACGUAAUAGGCUAUGUCCAAUGCUUCUCAUGUAGCUUCAUGUAAACUGAAUAAAUGUUUAAAUGUUAUGGUAGCGUAACCCUAAAACCCUAUCACAUUCUUGUGGUGAUAGGACUUUACAGAGCUGAAAUGUUACUUUAACCAGGCAGAAAACCAGGGAAAUUGUUUGUGCUGGACAAGAUUCUCUAUUAAAGUCUUUACAAAAAAAUGAAAUAAAAAGAAAAUUACACAAAUGAAAACAUGUCUGAUUGCAGUAAACAUUCAGUUAGGCGCAAAUUAACAUGGCAUUACUCUCAUCUAAACUUUACUUAUAUGCUUACA
This is a messenger RNA of Betta splendens (Siamese fighting fish), 2894 nucleotides long. RefSeq names its product chloride anion exchanger-like. Gene Ontology annotation, cellular component: membrane. The record is from RefSeq and is a predicted model, not a curated record. Bases 74 to 2242 code for a protein of 722 amino acids. The transcript has 19 exons. NCBI's taxonomy places the organism in Eukaryota, Metazoa, Chordata, Actinopteri, Anabantiformes, Osphronemidae. Gene Ontology annotation, biological process: transmembrane transport. Gene Ontology annotation, molecular function: secondary active sulfate transmembrane transporter activity; chloride transmembrane transporter activity; oxalate transmembrane transporter activity.